AGUAUUUCAAUGGUUUAUUCUAUAAAUCUGCUAAAAAGUUUGUUUCCAGACAGCUCGCGGUGAAUUUUCAAAGGGCGUGCUCACAAGCACUGCUGAACCUUUGUUAACAACCGAAUUCGUGCCGUGGUGUAGCCGUAUCUUCGUCCAGCCGAUAUUGGACCUUAUCUAUUGUAAGGAAGAGGUUGAAGAUUUCACGGAUCGAGCACUCACAUUGGUGAAUCCUACUGACUGGGCUAUUUUCGUGGAGCAAGGACAGCGUCAGCAAGCACAUCACGAAUUUGAACACUUCAGGACAACAAGCUGUGACGCCCAGCUAGUCUUUACUCGUAUACCCCGAUGUGCUGCCUCCGUCUCACUUUCAAUGCUUCGGAAGUGCAUUUAUUCGACGGAUGGAGACCAGAUAUAUAUUACGCGUUUUGAAAAAUCGUAUACCAGUCUUGCGCGAAAGUUUUCAUGCAAUGGGGAUAACCCCUUCAACACGGAUAAGACAUCUUCAUUGAUUGUCAUCAAUGAAUUGUCUCGAGAAAUGCUCCUGUGUGGCUCGACUGCUGGGAUUGUGAGGGUUAGCUUUGUGGAAACGAGUGCGAACGUUGCACACUAUGUGCUUCUUGCAGAUUUGGGAUCCUUCCUUCAACAUCCAUUCGCAUGA
Messenger RNA from Cylicostephanus goldi, 649 nucleotides. The record is from the annotation of a GenBank genome assembly. Lineage: Eukaryota; Metazoa; Nematoda; Chromadorea; Rhabditida; Strongylidae.